AUGCUCUCUGGGUUUUUAUCACAAACUCAGCCAAAACCUCAGACGGCAUCUGUCACAAUUACGAAGUUAUGUGACAGGCUACAACAUUCGACUUUGUUAGAAGACAGACGAGCAGCGGUUUUGGGUCUGAAAGGAUUCAGUAGGGAAUAUAGAGAAACGGUAGCUGCUGGAGGAUUACGAGGUUUGAUUUCUGCAUUACAUCGUGAUAGUGAAGAUGCUGAGACGUGUAGAGCUACAUUGGAGACUCUAUUAAUCUUAUUCAUGCCUGAUGAACUUAGCGAAGAUCAAGCGACCACGACUAACGGUAAUUCGACCGGAUCAGGGCGUCAGGCAAGAAGACCUCUGGAGCAAAAUUCACGAUUUACCAGAUCCCGUGGAAAAAAAUACAGCUCGCCUCUAUUAAAACCGAAUCACAAUCCUGACAAUAUUUCAUUAUGGCUUACAGACGAAUUCACCCAAAAGCAGGAUAAUAUUAUAACAUUGCUGGAACUGGUUGAGAAAACGGACGAUUUCUUUACUAAACUCUACGCUUUGCAACUGCUAUCCGCUAUUAUAUCUAAUAGGCCAUUGAGAUCUCAAGAAUGCAUUUUAGCUGCCCCUCUGGGCAUCUCCUCUUUAGUCGCGUGUUUGGAUGACUAUCGAGAUGUCAUUAGGAACGAGGCAAUAUUGUUACUAUUAUACCUGGUUAGUGAACAUUUUGAUAUGCAGAAACUAGUCGCAUUUGAGGGGACAUUUGAUAAAUUAUUUAGCAUAAUUGACAUUGAAGGCGGUCUCAAUGGGGGUGUGGUUGUAGAGGAAGCGAUUUCUUUGCUGUCUGCUUUGCUCAGGUAUAAUGUUUCCAAUCAGCAUCACUUCAGAGAAACCAACUGUGUUCCUAAAUUGGUAUCUUUGUUAGAAAAUAAAGAUACUUUGGACCAGCUUUCUUCUGAUGAUUCUGGUUCGUUGUCAAAUGCAAUUAUCGGUACCCUAGAAUUGUGCCGAUUAUUUGUAAUUGAGGAUCACUGGAGCACACCGGUCAACCAACAGGCACUCUGUAAAGAAGGCUUAUUGUUCACGGUACUAAGGUUAGCUUUUGGUGUAAGUACUCCAAUGCCAGUUCGAUGUUCAGCUUUUCUCACUGCUGCUGCUCUUGUGCGAGGAAACAGUCCGUUACAAGAGGAAUUUUUAGCUAUUGAUGUUCCAUAUUUUGACUUGUCAAUUGCAUUUAAUGUGGAGAAGGAGCCACUUAUUAUUCCUGUGUCUUUAGCGCUUCUUAACUGGGUUCUUCUUAGUACGUCAGUUCACACUUUCGACCUUCGGGUAGCGGCACAACUGUGUUUGAGUUCCGCUCUACAAGGAAAUAUCCAGGCCAAACUAAGCUUUUUAAAAGAUCAAAUGGCUUCUUAUCCAGGGAAUAUGUCUGAAGUUGCAGAUGAGCUGGAAAUUAAAGACAAAGUGGAAUCAAGAAGCACUAGCACCAGUCCAAAUCUUGAACAGAUUGAAACAAAUGCACCCAAAAUAGUUGGGGAUGCUAAACCACAGCCCGACUAUCCUGAAGGUUCAGCCAACCUAUUCUCGGCGCUGGUAGAUUACGAUCCUGAUGCCAGGCUGAACCCCUAUAAACCGUGGUUCGCGGCUGUAAUACUCAUCAAUUUGUUUGAAGAUGCCGAUAUUUCCAACCCGUCACAUUACAACACUGAAUCACAUGAAGUUCGUGAUUUUGUGAGAGGCUUGAUGAUUGGUGACGCUUCAAUUGGUGAGGAGGUUGUAUCCUGCAUCCAAGCUAUGUCAGGUAUGCUUGUUACCUCGUUACGCUAUCCCGAUCCACGCAUAUCUCUUGGUUAUUUGAUGUUGCUAUCUAUAUGGCUUUAUGAUGACACUAAGGCAGUGUCAGAUUUUCUUGGUGAAUCCGGAACCAUUCAGGCUCUAAUUUCCUCUGCAACCCACAGUUCUAAUAAUGAUCCUUUGGUUGAAGCUCUUAGCACUGUUUUGCUAGGCAUUGUUUAUGAUUUCAGUAGCGCGGAGUCUCCAAUCCCAAGGUAA
This is a messenger RNA of Sugiyamaella lignohabitans, 2022 nucleotides long. RefSeq names its product Uso1p (gene USO1). Gene Ontology annotation, biological process: intracellular protein transport; endoplasmic reticulum to Golgi vesicle-mediated transport; vesicle fusion with Golgi apparatus. The record is from RefSeq and is a predicted model, not a curated record. NCBI's taxonomy places the organism in Eukaryota, Fungi, Ascomycota, Dipodascomycetes, Dipodascales, Trichomonascaceae. Gene Ontology annotation, cellular component: cytoplasm; Golgi membrane; ER to Golgi transport vesicle membrane. The coding region runs from base 1 to 2022 and encodes 673 amino acids. The transcript has a single exon.